GGCUGUCAGUAUAAAUUUGAACCUUGAAUAAUGAACUUCCCUUCUGUGAAAUCUUUAUAUAAAAAUUUGGGCUGUUUUAAAUUAAGCUUUAAACACAUAGAAGAUGCACGAAGGAGUUACAAAAUGACUUUUAAAGUUAAUUGAGCCUCAUUAGAAGAAGAUUUUGUUGUGAGUAGAUCUGGAAGCCACGAUGACAUCGAGCAGACUUGACCGUUUAUUCGUCUUAUUGGAAACCGGAAGCUCGGCAGUCACGCGAUCUGCCGCCGCAAAGCAGCUGGGCGAAGUACAAAAAUUACACCCGCACGAAUUAUACACGUUACUCUCACGUACCGCAUUGUACCUACGAUCCACCAGUUGGGAAACGAGAAUUGCGGCCGCCGAGGCCGUCCGGGCGAUUGUGGCGAAUGUGCCACAGUGGGAACCCGUCGGACUCGAAUUCAAAACCGAGGAAACUCAGUCGUUAUCGUGCGUCGGUAGACUGCAAUUUAAUCAAUUUAAUAUGGAGAAGGUCCUAGCGAACAGUACACAACUCAUGGCGUCCGAAGGGCGCGAGUACGAUUUAGAGGAAGAUUCCGCACUAGGUAUAGACACAAAAGAGAAAUUGGCCAAGCAGAGACAGCUCCUCAACGCUCGUCUAGGCUUGGACGUAGUUUCGAAAAUCGGAAUCGAAAUUUCCGGCUUGUUUACGAACGAAGACUUGUCCACCCCGACGCCUGACGCACAAGAAAACAAUUUUAAAUGGGAGGACAAUAAUAGGAAACCCCUCCGAGACAUCGUAUCGGGCCCGGGAAAAAUCAUUGGGUUAAGCUCGAGGGAGAUGAACAGGGCGCGGCGGAAAGCGCGACAGGCAGUAAGUAAGCAGAGAUCUCGGGAACCUGCCGAUGAUAAUAAUUUCGAAGAACCCGACAAAAAGAAGACAAAAUUUGAAGAAGAUAAUAAUUACACUAAUUGCGCGAUUGAAUGCGAUGGAGGGGAUUCCGGCGAUUGGCCGUUGGAGUGGUUUUGUGAUCAGUUAAGUCAAGACUUGUUUAGUAGUAGCUGGGAGUCACGUCACGGUGCCGCCACUGCACUUCGCGAGGUUAUAUCCGUCCAUGGCGCUGGAUCUGGAAAGUCCACUUACUUGUUACAGUCUGAGAUGGAUGAGUAUCAUCAAAUUUGGUUAGAAGAUAUUGCUUUAAGAUUACUAUGCGUCUUGGCGUUGGAUAGAUUUGGAGAUUUCGUGUCGGAUGCAGUAGUCGCACCUGUCAGGGAAACCUGCGCCCAGUGCCUAUGCGCCGUAAUGAAGUUAAUGGACGAGAAGAGCUGCAGGGAAACUUUAAAAGUACUCAUUCAGCUUCUAUCGCAAAAGGAAUGGGAGGCCCGCCACGGCGGUCUGCUGGGUUUAAAGUACCUUCUCGCAGUAAGAGAAGACAUGAUCAACGUGCUUCUCUGCGAUUCCUUUCCGUACAUUCUCCAAGGGUUGUCCGAUCCGGUCGAUGACGUUAGCGCCGUUGCCGCGUCCGCUCUAAUACCAAUAGCGCCUAAACUGAUGGAUCUGGUACCGCAGUAUGUCCCGACCGUCAUUGAGAAACUAUGGGACUUGCUUUCAGAGCAAGACGAACUAGCUGCCGCUUGUAACAGCUUUAUGGGACUUUUAGCCUCGAUUUUGAGUUUGCCAAAAGCGCAAAUUUCGCUUCCUCCGCAACCGUUAAACGACGUAGUUCCGCGACUGUGGCCGUUUCUCAGUCACAACACCUCUUCAGUAAGGAAAGCGACUUUGCAAACUCUUAAAACGCUGACGGAGAAACCCAUCAAUAGCGAGAUACUCCAGUGGGACGCCCAAUUGUUGCAGGAUGCAAUGAGGCACGUUUUUCAACGGGUGCUGGUCGAGCCCAAUGUGGAUGUGCGGAACGUCGCCGAACAAGUGUGGACGAAUCUCGUUAAAAAUUCGGGACUUGUCGAACUGCUACACGCGUCCUGCCCGUUUAUAAGUGUUUGGUUAUGUUUAAGCAUGCAGGGAGUUCGGAUUGCGUUUGAUUCUGGCAUGUUUAUUCGCGCGAAGACGUCUAGAGAACGGCGAAGGUAUGCUAUCGAGGGCAUGCAGAAAUUCGACGAUACUGCGCCUCCAAAGUUAUAUCUUGGUGGAAGCGAAACUACCCCUUUAGCUGUGAGGGAGGCUAACUCGAUGCAGGUGCGGUGUAUGGCUGCUAGAAUGUUAGGUCAUCUAUCGUGCUACAUAAUCAAACCUGCUCCCGGAAUCGACUACAGUCAAAAUGUGGAAAAGCCAAUCGACUGUUACGUGAAAGUCUUACUAGUUUACCUACAAUCGAAAUCUGCCCUGCAACGUUUAAUGGCGGGCUUAGUUAUAGCCGAAUGGGCGAAGCUCGACAAGGGGACUGGCGAGUGUCCCAUCUUACUACGGCAACGACUUCACGCGUGCCUAUGCGAAUAUGUCUACUUCGACGAAAUUGCGGUUAGCUUUACAAGACUGGCGCAGGAAACGAAGGACUUCAUUGCCAUGAUGAAACACUACAAGGUUCCUAUAACCGUGGAGAACGAUAGCGUUUUAACACUGGAGCACAUCCAACAAUUGACCGGUCCCGAUACCCACGUCACGCUGCAGAAGGUUAAACUGAAGCCAAAAGUGCAGGAGAGCUUGGAGGAGCGACGCAGAAACAUUCAGGGCUCCGUGUCGCAAACGAGCAGCGAUCAGUUCAUGCUUAGCGUUAGUACUUUGGCGGCGCUAUCCGGGGCGAUCGUCAUGUUCCAUUCACUACCAGAGAAAUUAACACCGGUCGUUAAACCGCUGAUGGAAUCGAUUCGCAAGGAGAAAGAUGAAAAUUUGCAAAAGUUAACGGCCGAACAUUUGGCGCAGUUACUGAAUCAGUGUCGCGAUCGCGCUCCAUGUCCUAACGACAAGAUUCUCGUCAACUUGUGCACGUUUUUAAGAUGUGAUCCAGAAUUUACUCCAGUAAUUCAUCACAACCAAGGUGCGAUCUCCCCGCCCGCGGUAUGCUCAUCAACGCCCCUGUGGAAUCGUUCCAUCGGCAAUUACAACGGAAUCGUUAUGUUAAACAAUCUACAGAAGAACGCUGAGAGGGCGGCGUUUCGCAGACUGAACAGCGCGGGACGAGGGCCGGGACGGCCGCCUGCCACCGACAUUCCACUGGAGGAGCUCUUCAAGGAAGAAAACGAAACGCAAAAGGCGAACCAAAUUCAGAGGCGUGGCGCGACGCUGGCGCUGACCGAAAUCGUGAAAUAUUUCGGCGAGAAUCUCCCAGCGUUUCUGCCGAAGAUGUGGGAGCUUAUGGUGGGACAGUUGGUGAAAAUAGUUAGUCCGGACGAGUUCGUCGCCGAGACCUGGCUGGGGAAGUGUAGCGAGUCGGAACAGUUAGUGUGGGCGUUGCAGGUUCUGGAGGUCACUUGCGAUAGUGUGCACGUAAAUUUGAGACCGGCCAUGAUGGACGAUAGUAUUCCGCGUAUUUGUGUUCUAUUAGCUCAUCCUUUUAGGGCUGUGAGACAUUUAGCUUCACGGUGUUUAGCCGCCCUCGCCAAUAUCGAUUCGGUUCCCGUAAUGGAGUUAGUUGUCGAAAGGGUGUUACCGAUGUUGGGCGCCACCAGUAAUGAUAUUGAAAGACUAGGAGCCGUCGAAGCUAUCGCGUGUAUUGUCGAGACUUUACAAUUUAACAUCGUUCCUUAUGUCGUUCUUCUGGUCGUGCCGUUACUCGGUCGUAUGUCCGACCAGAAUCAGUGCGUGCGCCUAAUGGGUACUCAUAGCUUUGCGACGUUGGUACAACUCAUGCCCUUAGAUGGAGUCGUGCCUGAGCCGCCGUCUUUUAGAACCAGUGGGUUGGUCGGAAAGCGGAACAAGGAGCGGGAAUUUUUGCAGCAGCUGCUGACGCCAUCUAGCAUUCCGGAUUAUGAAGUACCUGUACCGAUCGAUGCCGAAUUGCGAAGUUAUCAGCAAGCGGGCGUCAAUUGGUUGGCAUUUUUGAAUAAAUAUAAGCUACAUGGAAUUUUGUGUGACGAUAUGGGCCUCGGCAAAACACUCCAAUCCAUCUGUAUUUUGGCGGGCGAUCAUUACGUACGCGAGCAAGAGUACCUGAAAACGAGAGCUGCCGAUUGUGAACAUCUUCCGUCUCUAGUCAUAUGUCCGCCUACGCUUAUAGGACAUUGGGUUUACGAAGUAGAAAAGUUUCUUUCGCAAAAAUACUUAAAUCCGUUGCAGUAUAACGGAAAUCCGACAGAAAGAGAGAAAUUACGUAGGAAAUUUAAAAAGCACAACCUGAUUGUCGCGUCCUACGAUAUCGUACGUAAAGACAUCUCUUUCUUUUCGGCGAUAAAGUGGAAUUACAUAAUUUUAGAUGAAGGUCAUAUUAUUAAAAAUGGCAAGACGCGUACUAGUAUUGCCAUAAAGAAUCUAGUCGCGAAUCAUAGACUGAUUUUGAGCGGUACCCCCAUACAAAAUAACGUUUUGGAGCUGUGGAGUCUGUUUGACUUCCUAAUGCCCGGCUUUUUGGGCACGGAGAAGCAAUUCACCGCGCGAUAUUCGAAACCGAUACUGGCGAGCAGGGAUCCCAAGUGUUCGACGAAGGAGCAGGAGGCCGGAGCGCUCGCGAUGGAAUCUCUGCAUCGGCAAGUUUUACCGUUUUUAUUGCGAAGAAUGAAGGAGGACGUUCUUGACGAUCUACCGCCGAAGAUUACUCAAGAUUAUUAUUGCGAAUUAAGCUCAUUGCAGGAACAGCUUUAUGAUGAUUUCUCAAAAUCGCAAGCGCAUCUCACUCUACAGCAAUCGUUCUCGACGGGCGCCACUGCCAGUUCAAUGCAAGGCAACACGCACAUCUUCCAGGCCUUGCGAUACCUCCAAAAUGUGUGCAACCAUCCAAAGUUGGUUCUGAAUUCGUCCCAUCCUCAGUAUUCGCAAAUCAUCGCUCAGCUGCAACAGCAACAGUCUCUGCUGGACGAUAUCAAUCAUUCCGCGAAGCUACCCGCCCUCAAGCAACUUCUGCAAGACUGCGGUAUUGGUUCGACCGAAACGCAAAAUUCGGAAUUGGUAAUAAACCAACAUCGCGCCUUAGUUUUUUGCCAGCUAAAGGCCAUGUUGGACAUAAUCGAGUUCGAUCUAUUCAAGAAGAAUAUGCCGUCAGUUACCUACCUUCGACUGGACGGAUCCAUUCCUCCAGGACAAAGACAUUCCGUUGUUACAAGGUUUAAUAAUGAUCCGUCCAUUGAUGUGCUCUUACUCACGACGCAAGUCGGCGGGUUGGGAUUAAAUUUGACCGGUGCAGAUACGGUUAUUUUUGUCGAGCACGAUUGGAAUCCAAUGAAAGACCUUCAAGCUAUGGAUCGGGCGCAUAGGAUCGGUCAGAGAAAAGUGGUGAACGUAUAUCGGUUGAUCACUCGAAAUACACUUGAGGAAAAGAUUAUGGGGCUUCAGAAGUUCAAGGUCCAAACGGCGACAACCGUGAUCACUGGAGAAAACAGUCGUCUCGAAUCGAUGGGCACCGAUCAACUGCUCGAUUUAUUCUCACACAAGCCUCUAACCGGAAGCGGUUCUGUGGGCGGCCGCACAGAUGCAAACGGCGUUCGCGCCUUAUUAGACUCCCUGCCCGACUUGUGGGACGAAAGACAGUAUGAGGAUGAAUACGAUUUAUCUCAGUUUAUGGAUAAGUUACAAAAUUAAUUUUUUUUGUAUGCGUUUAAUUAAUAAAUUGUCUCUAGUCGUUUUUGACGUACACUUAGAAGAGUUUUAUAAUUUAGUACAACGAUCGAUUCUGUAUUAGGGCCUAAUUUCUUGUAUCCACUUGCAUGUAUUAAGUUGAGAAUAAUUUGGAAUUAUAGUUUUAAUGAUGUUAAUGUAUAGGUAGUGUGUGUGUAACUAGCCAUAAUUUAUUUAAGUAACUUUAAUUAUCAUAUUUUACACGCUGUAUAUUGUAAUAGAGGCUUAAACCACA
This is a messenger RNA of Photinus pyralis (common eastern firefly), 5933 nucleotides long. It is a transcript of the gene Hel89B, whose product is annotated as TATA-binding protein-associated factor 172. Gene Ontology annotation, molecular function: TBP-class protein binding; ATP binding; DNA binding. The transcript has 14 exons. NCBI's taxonomy places the organism in Eukaryota, Metazoa, Arthropoda, Insecta, Coleoptera, Lampyridae. The record is from RefSeq and is a predicted model, not a curated record. The coding region runs from base 191 to 5662 and encodes 1823 amino acids.